AUGGAAUUCUCUAAUGACGGCAGCUCCAUCUUUCACCGGUUCCAGGCCGCCUUCGUCCACGACGGGCAGGGACAGCUGCUGUACUGCACUGGGCCGCGGAAAGGCUGCGUGCAGGAGCACUGGGACUCGUCCAUCAGCCACAGACUUCCCAGCCAGCAAGUUCAGAAGGCACCAAGAGAAACGACAACAAGUGAAACUGUGUCUGCAAACCUCGAGGGGCCCCUCAAGGGCUCGAGACUCUAUGCGUUGCAGCGGAACGGUCCCAACACGACAGGAUUCAUAAUUGACGUUGCCGCACCUCAACAAAACACCGAGUUUGAUGACUUCUUUGUCCAACUCCUCCUGAACCAAGCCGACUUUGCCAUCCGCGACCACGAGCGGAUAACGUUUGGUACCUCUGCGGUCUCCUCCGCAGACGCCACCGCCGAGAUCGUCAGCCUGUUUGAUACCUUUCUCAGGUAUCAGGGCAAGGACGAUCAGUGGGAAACAAGCGGGAAGGCGCACUUCACGGAGCGUGUCCGGCACUUCACCUCGCAAGACGCUAGAAUCGAGCUCUGCCUGCCCGCCUUCCCCUGUAAAUCGUCAAACACCAACAAAGUACUUGGGAAAGCCCCUGAUCGCGGCGAGAUACUGGCUCUGGAGCGGCUUCAUGGUUUUGUGGAGGCCAUUGAGAGGGUAUAUGAGCCCGGUGCCAAGUUGUGGAUCAUUAGCGAUGGUCACGUCUUUAGCGAUUGCAUCGGAGUUGACGAUGAAGAUGUCGACAUCUACGGCGAGCAGUUGAAGGAGAUGAACCGCGCAAUCGGCGUCAGCAGAGGCAGCACUGACAGGAUCGGCUUCAAGUCACUCGUCGACCUCUUUGAACUCAAGGAGUCCAAAUCUCAGGGCCAGCACAAGCACAACAAGCUCUCGUCGCUGUCGACGGACCUCGGUAUACCCGGCAUCGAGCACCACGUCAAGACAGAGGUGACGAUGGAGGCCGAGCUCUGCAGACGGAUCCUCAUGGCCGGCUGCCAGCCUCAAGAGUCGGCCGUGCGGGCCAAGAUCAAGUCCCAGAACCCGGCCAUUCUGGCUCUGUAUCGCGGAUUCUCGCGUUUCAUGCUGGAGGAUCUUGAGCUUCACCCUUUUACCCUGGGCAUGACCCGGAGUCAGAGGAAGAAGCUGUCGCCCAAGGUGGCGUUUGAGAUGAUUAUGAGAAACCAAGCGUACUCUAAUCUGGUUGAGCUGCUUCUUCCCAACCACGUCCGUCUGUCCAUUCACGCCCACAACAACGCCGGUCCCAAAUUCGGGAUCCAACUCUUUGACCCCGCCGUUGUCCGCGCAGUCGAGGGCCUCUUGCCGGACGGUACGCCCAUGACCUCCCGCGACUUGCUCCACAUCCCCACGCCGUGGCACAACUGCGUCGUCGAGGUGGAGGGCAGCCCGUAUCUCCUCGUGACCAAGGCCAGUGUCCCGCGCCAGGCGCUGAGUCUGGGCGCGGUGACUGGUGAGGCAUCUACGGGAAAAUAUCCCUGCUUCGUCCUGCGGCCGACGAAAAACAGCGCUCCAACCUCCAAGGGGAAUGAAGGGGAGAGGAAGGAAGAGGUGGUGGAGGAGGGCCCCGUGGUGGUUGAACAGAAACCUAUCAUUGCCCCUGCGCCAGUCCCGACUCAGAGGCCUAGGGCUGCUGCAAAGACCAAGGGACGAUUCGACUGGAUUCGGAGGCUGGCUGCGUUCCCAGUCAUCGGCUGGCUGGGAUUGAUUUUCUAUCACCGCUUUGUGGAUACGUUUGUUUGA
Molecule: messenger RNA, 1773 nt
Organism: Colletotrichum orchidophilum
Lineage: Eukaryota; Fungi; Ascomycota; Sordariomycetes; Glomerellales; Glomerellaceae
Product: pyoverdine/dityrosine biosynthesis protein
Exons: 4
Coding region: 1-1773 (590 amino acids)
Source: RefSeq, a predicted model, not a curated record